Messenger RNA from Papaver somniferum (opium poppy), 941 nucleotides. RefSeq lists its product as uncharacterized. The coding region runs from base 86 to 697 and encodes 203 amino acids. NCBI's taxonomy places the organism in Eukaryota, Viridiplantae, Streptophyta, Magnoliopsida, Ranunculales, Papaveraceae. The transcript has 2 exons. The record is from RefSeq and is a predicted model, not a curated record.
AAAGAAAAGGCAUAGAGAUCUGCUUAUUGUCUAUAUAAUUAUCACGAAAAGUCUAAAACCAGGGAGAGACGGAGAGAUAAACAUAAUGGCUCCAGUGAGAAAGACUUCUUUAGCCGGAGGAAAUGAAACUCUCCGGCACUUUACUCAUCCUCAUGUCCUAUUCAAGGAAGCUGUAGAUCAGACAGUUUAUACGACCAACAGGUUUGGAUGUGAUGGCUGUGGCAUGGAUGGUUCUGGUAUUAGAUACCACUGCAAGCAAUGCGCUUUUGAUCUGCACGAGGAUUGUGGUACCUGCCCUGAGUAUCUCACAUCUAACUUUCACCCUAACCAUGAACUGGAAAGAAUUUGGGAGGGACUCGAUGAAGAUUACGGCCAGUUGCGUCCUUGCAAUGUCUGUGGUGAUCAAGUCAAAGGUCUCUUCUACAAAUGCUCAUCUGGUGCUGCUGAAAAGAGCUAUUAUGACGACGGAGGCCAUUACUUCUUCAUCCACCCUACUUGCUCCAAACUUCCAUCGCAAUGUGUCACUCUUCCACAAGACAAUCAUCAGAUUCAUCAUCACCAUGGUGGAAGUGGAACUAGUCGUUCGGCCCAACAACAAGUGGCGGAUGCUGCAGCGGCGGAGGAAGAAUUGGCAGCUGCUAUGAUCACUGCUAAAAUGCAAGCUAAAUCACGUAAAUUUAUGCUAAAACUCAUUUAGAUGGGGAAUAACUUGUUACGAGUGUCCACUUCUAGUAGAACUCCUUCAUGUAAUAAAACAUUCCAUGUUUGGAUUGUCCGUCUCUUUUGGAGUUAAUUACAUGUAACGCUAAUGCUUGGUGGUCUUUCCCUUUCAACUUCUUCAUUUUAAUAUGGUGUAGGAUCUUUCGGAUCCCCUCCUUUUUCUGUAUGCAUGCUUUCUUGUGAUUUUUCUCAAUAGAUUAUUCUCCCUUCCGUUUUCCUCA